GAUUUUAGUUCCGCGAGUUACGCAAAGCAGACGCAACUGUUUUGUAAUACGCGACGAGGUUGUUAAUUAUUACUAAAUGUUUUUGUGUUUGUAUAUUUUCGAGAGAAAGAAAAACGCUGCCGAUAUAUAAAUAUGUGCGGAAAUUGGCUGACACGAGCAUUUACUAGUCUAGGUUUUCAGGGCUGGCCAACAAGGAUGUUUUCUCACUCAAACGGAAAUGCUACAAAAAAGAAAGCACUGAUCGUCGUCGACGUUCAGAAUGAUUUUAUUUCUGGAUCACUGGCACUGUGUAACUGCCCUUCAAAACAUAAGGGGGAAGAAGUUGUGCCGAAAAUUAAUGAGCUUGUGGAAUUGCCGUUCUGGGAUUUGGUGGUCUAUUCAAAAGACUGGCACCCUCCAAAUCACAUCUCAUUUGUGUCUAACACUCAUUUAUUUCAUCCCCAUAUGGACAACAAAUGUGAUCUUACCAAUCCUUGCGUUUUUGACCAUGUUAUUUAUGAUGUUGAUAGCACCGUCGUGGAGCAAGACCUGUGGCCUGUACAUUGUCUACAGGACUCAGAAGGAGCUGAAUUCCAUAAGGAUUUGAAAAUUGUGGAAGGAGGUGUAGUUGUACACAAAGGCUUGAAUCCAAACAUAGAUUCCUAUUCUGCUUUUUUCGAUAAUGGUCGACGCUCUGAAACUAUUUUGCAAUCAGUAUUGAGAGAUAACAGGAUUUCAACAGUGUAUGUGUGUGGACUAGCGACAGAUGUUUGCGUAAAUUUUACAACUUUCGAUGCUCACAGCCUUGGAUUUGAAACGUAUGUUAUCGAGGACUGCUGUCGUGGAGUACACGAAGAAAAUAUCGAAAAAACUUUCAAAGACAUGAAGGAAGCAGGGAUUAAAGUUGUAACUAGUGAGGAUGUUCCAAAAAAUAAAGAAACUCAGAGCUAAUAUUGGACUUUUCAAUAUAAUUCCAUGUAUGAUACAAUUUCCAGAAUUUUAAGCUUGAAAAACUGGGUAUCAAGAUGAAAUAUGAAAAUCCUAAUCUUUCUUUUGUUAGAAAGACUGGCAACUAGGAUUUCAUAAAAUCAACAGAGAAUGUUUGAAUAAUCAACUUUAAUAACUUAAACUGAUAAUUGGAUCAUAAGCAACGUUAUUCGGUUAUGGUUAGAAUAUCUUAGCUUUUUCUAUUAUACUUUUUAUGCAGUAAUGAAUAUGAUUUCUUCUGUAUAUUUGUAAUAUUUGUUUGUUUGUUGUGUGUACUCUGUAUAUAUUAAUUACUUCUUGUGCACUCUCAUGUAAUAUUUUAUCACAGCGCUUGAGGUAAAAAAGUUUCAAUCUCUAAAAGCAAUGCCACUAAGCCUUUUUCUUCACGUUAAUAAAUAUGAAUGUUUUCGUUUUUAUUCAUAUAUAUUUUUAGUGUAUCAUUACACUUCAUGUAAUAUUUUGUAAUACUUCUUCAGGAUGAGUUCAAUCAUUUUCACAAAAAGUAAUGUCAGAAAUAUAAAACUCGACUUGGUUAUUGUUAUUCUGCCCACUGGCUUCAGGUGUGAUUAUGUAACUUUGCAUGUCUA
Styela clava is the source of this 1553-nucleotide messenger RNA. Its product is annotated as nicotinamidase-like. The record is from RefSeq and is a predicted model, not a curated record. NCBI's taxonomy places the organism in Eukaryota, Metazoa, Chordata, Ascidiacea, Stolidobranchia, Styelidae.